This is a messenger RNA of Monascus purpureus, 3414 nucleotides long. Lineage: Eukaryota; Fungi; Ascomycota; Eurotiomycetes; Eurotiales; Aspergillaceae. The record is from the annotation of a GenBank genome assembly.
AUGGAUGAGACGGUUCCUGAUACUCCCAUCGGCCACAGAAAAGUCGUCACCACUCCUCCCCCGGCUGCUACAGACGAUGCAGAUUUACUAGGAUACGAGACGGUUGCCACGGUUCCCCUGUCCCACCCCAUACAAGUUUCACAAAUUCCCCAGACCCUGACCCCAGCUUCUCAGCGGCUACAGACACAGCCCACUCAGAUCAUUCCUGGCGGCCCUGCCGCUUCAGCAGGAAUCAAUUUCGUUGUCCAAGUCGCCGCCUCCUCGCCUCUAGGCCCUGCCUCUUCUCCUUCACGUCCUCCACUGAGCAACCUCAUAGCGCCGCCUGGAACACGUUUCCGCCCACCUGCACGACCAGAGAAACGGACCCCGGUUAUCGAUCUUGACGACGACGGUCCCGUAUACCGCGGUGGUUCUUCUGACGACGAGACGGCGAAUCCAAGUCCCGAUAUCAAGCCGUCAACAUUCGCUAGACCUACUAAAAGCCCAGAGAAAAUCGCCGAGUCGCCAGUGAGCGGAAACAGUUCUGCUAUGGAUCGGUUCAAGGAGAUCACAUCGUCCGCCAUGUAUAGGCCGGGCAAGCGUACGUCGACAGAGAUGGGCUCCGCAUCUCCAAUCGGGGUCGCGGUGAAAAAGCCUCGACAGGAUGGUCCCUCUCGUGCUCAGCCGGUUGGUACGGGCAUCUCGUCGCUGGAUGACAUCGAGGAUUACCAGAUUAGGGUAAAAGUACAGAGACUGCAGACGGUUAUGCGCCAGAAGUCUCUUCAGGCUUGCUUGGACGCUCUAAUUGCGAAGCGCGGUGAUUAUGACGAUGCACUGGUUUACUUGUCUGAAGAAAAAGACAGUGCGACGCCAGUUUACAUUUCGUCCGACGAUGAACUGGCUGUUAUUAGGCACACAUCGCCCGUUGGCGCUGCGCCGGCCAAACAGCAGAUUAAAGCGCGCAGUACGAUUCAGGAUAAAUGGUCGUCUCUGCGCAUGCCGAACCCUCCUCAGAAGACGACGCCGCCACCGGAAGAGCAAAAGCCACGGAGACGCUUGAUCAGGGGACCGAAGAAUCGUUCCUCCUCACCCGCCAGUUCAGCCCGUUCCGACAAUACUCAGCCACAACGCAAACCCGGCCGACUUGUGCGCGGUCAGAGAGCCGUGGUCUCAUCACCACGCUCAGAGUCUCCCGAGGAACCUAUACAGAUUUCAGACGACGAUACCGGAUCGGAUAGUGGAGAAGUCGAAGAUGGCGACCGAGAUGUUAAGGUGCUCAGAUUUUUCAACCAGUGCGACGCUGCCAAUCUGGCAGACAUUGCUGGCAUUUCCGAAGAAGUCGCGCAAAUCGUGAUCUCGAACCGUCCCUUCAGAUCUCUGGACGCUGUCCGCGCUGUCACUGCUCCGUCUGACGAGUCGAAACCCAAAACCGGGAAAGGACGUAGGGCACCAAAGCCCAUUGGAGAUAAGGUUGUGGAUAAAUGUCUGGACAUGUGGGCUGGCUAUGAGGCCGUCGACUCGUUGGUGGCCCAAUGUGAGGCUAUCGGAAGGCCAAUUGCUUUAGAAAUGAAGAAAUGGGGUGUUGAUAUCUUUGGGAAGCGAGAUGGAGAGUUGGAGAUGGUCUCAAUUGAUACUGGAGCUUCUCAUGAUUCUGGCAUCGGGACUCCUUCCAGCAAUCGCUCUGACGAGGAUAGCGAUGGCCCUGCCACCAACGCCGGUUCGCGAAAGACCAAAUUCAUCUCUCAACCAUCGAUCAUGAACAAGGAUUUCAAGAUGAAAGACUAUCAGAUUGUCGGGAUAAACUGGUUGUCUUUAUUGUUUAAUAACGAGCUCAGCUGUAUCCUUGCGGAUGACAUGGGAUUGGGGAAAACGUGCCAAGUGAUUGCAUUCCUUGCGCAUUUAUAUGAACGUGGUAUCAAGGGGCCGCAUCUUGUUGUUGUACCUGCAUCCACUAUCGAGAACUGGCUCCGAGAGUUCCAGAAGUUCUGCCCUGCGCUCUCCGUUAUGCCGUACUACGCUGGUCAAAACGAAAGACUGAGCAUCCAGGAGACUAUUCUAAAUAACCUAGACAGCAUCAAUGUUGUCGUGACUACCUACACCAUCGCGAAGGGCAAAUACGACGCAUCGUUUCUCCGAAAGAUGAACUUUUGCGUCUGCGUCUACGAUGAAGGGCAUAUGCUCAAGAGCAGCACGUCUGUCCUGUAUGAGAAAUUGAUCAGAAUCCCUGCUCAAUUCAGGCUUCUCUUGACGGGAACACCCCUUCAAAACAAUCUUCAGGAACUGGCCUCGCUGCUGGGUUUCAUCCUUCCCAAGGUAUUCCAGGAGCGAAAGGAUGAUCUCCAGUAUAUCUUUGCGAACAAGGCCAAAACGACCGAUGAAUCGCGCACUACUCUUCUCUCUGCACAGCGUAUAGAACGCGCAAAGUCCAUGCUCAAGCCAUUUGUGUUACGUCGCAAGAAGUACCAGGUCAUCGACCUCCCCCCGAAGAUUUCCCGCGUGGAGUACUGUGAAAUGAACGACACGCAGAAGGAGAUCUACUCAAGCCAGAAAGAAGAAGUGCGACAGCUUCUGGCUGACCGUGCAGCCGGGAAGAGAACAGGCAACAAGUCCGCGAACAUCUUGAUGAAACUCCGCCAGGCCGCCCUGCACCCUCUCCUCUUCCGCCGUCUCUACGACAAUAACACUCUAAGCCGGAUGGCUAAGGCGUGUCUAAAGGAGGAGAAAUGGUCCCAAUCCGACCCAGACCUCAUCUACGAAGACCUGCAGCCAUACAACGACCUAGAAUGCCACCAGAUAUGCGCAGAAAACCCAAACUCCCUGGGCAAAUUCGCCCUGAAAUCCGCCGAAUGGAUAAACUCCGGUAAAGUCGCCAAGCUCUGCGAUCUCCUAUCCCGUUUCAAGGAAUCUGGCGACAGAACUCUGAUUUUCUCCCAAUUCACCAUGGUAAUGGACAUCCUCGAACUCGUCCUGGAAGAACAACACAUUGAAUUCGUCCGCUUGGAUGGCCGCACAAACGUCGAAGACAGACAGUCGAUCCUCGACGCCUUCCAUGAACGCACCGAUAUCCCCGUCUUCCUACUCUCAACUAAGGCCGGAGGCGCCGGCAUCAAUCUCGCCUGCGCUAACAAGGUGAUCAUAUUCGACUCUUCGUUCAAUCCGCAGGAGGAUGUGCAGGCCGAGAACCGCGCCCAUCGCGUCGGCCAGAACAGGGAAGUCGAGGUGAUCCGUCUCGUGACGAAGGAUACCAUCGAGGAACAGAUCUAUGCGCUUGGUCAAACGAAGCUGGCUCUUGAUCAGGCUGUUUCUGGUGCCGCCGCUGUUGGCGAGGAAGGUGGAGCGUCGUCAAAGAAACAGGAGGAGACCGGUAUGAAGAUGGUUGAGGAUAUGAUGCUUGCGGAUAUGGAGAAAAAGGAUGAUGAAGCUGCUCAGAAGUGA